AACACAAUAGAGAGAGAGAGAGACUGAGACUGAGCGUGUGGGGCCAUUUUAGGCGUCUCAGCCAAUAGACGCUCGACAGCAUACCGCGGCCGGAACCACACUCGAUCGCACCCUCCCCCAAUUACACCACAAAUCCAUCCAUCCUCUUCCUCUCCCAUCUUUAAAGCUGCAUCCCAUCUCCCCUCACCGCCGCGGCGAGCCAGCGACGUCUCGCCUCCUCCCACCCCGGCCGCCGUGCGCGCCAUAGACACAAGAGCCGACAGCUAGAUCGCGAAAUCAGGAUAUGGGUCGCGGCAAGGUGCAGCUGAAGCGGAUAGAGAACAAGAUAAAUCGGCAGGUGACCUUCUCCAAGCGCCGCAACGGGCUCCUGAAGAAGGCGCACGAGAUCUCCGUCCUCUGUGACGCGGAGGUCGCCGUCAUCGUCUUCUCCCCCAAAGGCAAGCUCUAUGAGUACGCCACCGACUCCAGCAUGGACAAAAUUCUUGAACGUUAUGAGCGCUACUCUUAUGCUGAAAAGGCUCUUAUUUCAGCUGAAUCUGAAAGUGAGGGAAAUUGGUGCCACGAAUACAGGAAACUUAAGGCGAAGAUUGAGACCAUACAAAAAUGUCACAAGCACCUCAUGGGAGAGGAUCUGGAUUCUCUGAAUCUCAAAGAACUCCAACAGCUGGAGCAGCAGCUGGAGAGUUCAUUGAAGCACAUCCGAUCGAGAAAGAGCCAUCUUAUGAUGGAGUCCAUUUCUGAGCUACAGAAGAAGGAGAGGUCACUGCAGGAGGAGAACAAGGCCCUACAGAAGGAACUGGUGGAGAGGCAGAAGGCGGCGGCCAGCAGGCAGCAGCAGCAGCAACAACAACAAAUGCAGUGGGAGCACCAAGCCCAGACCCAAACCCAUGCCCAUACCCAAAACCAACCUCAAGCCCAGACCAGCUCAUCAUCUUCCAGUUUCAUGAUGAGGGAUCAGCAGGCCCAUGCCCCUCAACAGAACAUUUGCAGCUACCCGCCGGUGACGAUGGGUGGGGAGGCAGCAGCGGCGGCAGCAGCGCCGGGGCAGCAGGCUCAGCUUCGUAUUGGAGGGCUGCCUCCAUGGAUGCUGAGCCACCUCAACGCUUGAGGAAGAGGUUUAAUUGCCAUAGCAGCUGAAACAGCAUUAAUCGGCACACUAGCAAUUAAGCUGCUAUGGUUAUGUUUGCUUGCCCCUACCCUUAUAUAUAUGAUUUGCAAGGAAAAAAAUGAGCAGAGAGAUCAGGAAUGCUGGUUCGCUGUAUAAUUUUGUUGCAUGUUCAGCAACACGUACCAAUUGAUGCAAACAUGCAUGCUUAGCAACCAACCAAUUACCUUAGCAUGGAUGACUUGCUUGGCUUAAUUAUGGAAAGCUAGGUUGCAUGAUGACGUGUGUAUAUAUAUGAUAUAUUUUUAUAUUUUA
Triticum aestivum (bread wheat) is the source of this 1420-nucleotide messenger RNA. RefSeq names its product MADS-box transcription factor 15. Gene Ontology annotation, cellular component: nucleus. The record is from RefSeq and is a predicted model, not a curated record. Lineage: Eukaryota; Viridiplantae; Streptophyta; Magnoliopsida; Poales; Poaceae. The transcript is spliced from 8 exons. Gene Ontology annotation, molecular function: RNA polymerase II transcription regulatory region sequence-specific DNA binding; protein dimerization activity; DNA-binding transcription factor activity. Bases 284 to 1108 code for a protein of 274 amino acids. Gene Ontology annotation, biological process: positive regulation of transcription by RNA polymerase II.